Molecule: messenger RNA, 1179 nt
Organism: Rhinolophus ferrumequinum (greater horseshoe bat)
Lineage: Eukaryota; Metazoa; Chordata; Mammalia; Chiroptera; Rhinolophidae
Product: 15 kDa protein A
Exons: 4
Coding region: 72-572 (166 amino acids)
Biological process (GO): defense response
Cellular component (GO): extracellular region
Molecular function (GO): cysteine-type endopeptidase inhibitor activity
Source: RefSeq, a predicted model, not a curated record
AGCCCUUGGGCAAGACAGUCUGAGUAACACCUAAAAGGGACAAGAAGUGGCAGUGGAUCAGAGAAGGGACAAUGGCAGGAGCCUGGAGGGCACUCGUGCUGGUGGUAAGCUUGGCAGCAAUUGCCUGUGUGGCCCAACGCCGUCCGAGCUAUGAAGAGAUUGUCACAGAAGCCUUGCAGAUCUUCAAUCAGGGGCGACGAGGACAGCCCCUCUUCGGUUUGCUGGAAGCCAUUCCAGCGCCUAGUUCGAACUCCACCACCAUGACGUUCCACUUCAGGAUUAAAGAGACGGUGUGCCUUUCAGAGCGUCUGAGACAACCCCAAGAAUGUGCCUUCAGAGAGGACGGGGAGGAGCGGAAGUGCGCCGGCGCCUUCUUCAUGCUGCAGUAUCACCGUCUCCUGUUGGUCGAUUGCCACCAGCGCCAGCCAGAGGUCUCCCGAGAGAAGCGUUCUGCUGCGUCCUCUGAGGCAGCCACUCCAGAGGUUGACACCUCGAAGCUGCCACCUGUGGUCAGGGACAUGUAUGAGAAAGCCAAAUACGACAUCAUCUCCAACAUCCUGCGGAAUUUCUAGGGCUGGAGAAGGGAAGGGAGGCCCCAUAUCCCCACCACGACCUCCUCUUCCCACCUGCUCACCCCCUCUGCUGCCCCCAACACCCCCUUCCUACACAGUCUGAACCCAUCCACAUGCCUCAGCCUUUGCACACCUGCUUCCCUCUGCCUGGAAUUCCUGCCCAUUCUGUGUCUGUAAAUCCUACUCAUCCUUCAAAGCACAGCUCCAAAGUCACCUCCUCCAAGAAACCUCCCUUCUUGCUCUCUCCUGGGCAGAAAUGUCCUUCCCAUCAGUGAGGGUGGUGGGAAUGACGACCUCAUCUGGGUAUUGAUGAUCCUCAAACCAUACUGGCACUUGCUGCUGUGCCUCUGGCCAGACAGCACUGUGUCUGCUCACAGCUAGGCCUUCCCGAGCCAACUGCAGGUGGCUGUGGAAUGACUUGCUCAUCGAGGUGCUCCUAGGCUCUUGGGAGGGCAGUGCCCUUUGUGCAGGACCCUGAGCACCCCUGCUCCCUGCCCAGUCACUGUGACAACUAAAUGUCCCUUCCAGGCACCUCCAAGGGGGUCAGUCUGCUCUCUGGUGAGAACCAUAGGACAGAGUCUCAAUAAAAUCUUUCUGAAAUAAAUGA